Penaeus monodon (black tiger shrimp) is the source of this 492-nucleotide messenger RNA. RefSeq names its product anti-sigma-I factor RsgI2-like. The record is from RefSeq and is a predicted model, not a curated record. The transcript has 2 exons. The coding region runs from base 1 to 492 and encodes 163 amino acids. Lineage: Eukaryota; Metazoa; Arthropoda; Malacostraca; Decapoda; Penaeidae.
AUGCGGGUGCGACCUUACUCCAAGACACAUACCUUGAAGCACCCAAGUCCUUACCCCAAGACACAUACUUUGAAGCACCCAAGUCCUUACCCCAAGACACAUACCUUGAAGCACCCAAGUCCUUACCCCAAAGACACAUACCUUGAAGCACCCAACACCCAAGUCCUUACCCCAGACACAUACCUUGAAGCACCCAAGUCCUUACCCCGAGACACAUACCUUGAAGCACCCAAGUCCUUACCCCGAGACACAUACCUUGAAGCACCCAAGUCCUUACCCCAAGACACAUACCUUGAAGCACCCAAGUCCUUACCCCGAGACACAUACCUUGAAGCACCCAAGUCCUUACCCCAAGACACAUAUCUUGAAGCACCCAAGUCCUUACCCCGAGACACAUACCUUGAAGCACCCAAGUCCUUACCCCGAGACACAUACCUUGAAGCACCCAAGUCCUUCCCCGAGAAAAUCCCUUUAAGCACCCAAAUCCCUUAA